Molecule: messenger RNA, 1421 nt
Organism: Protomyces lactucae-debilis
Lineage: Eukaryota; Fungi; Ascomycota; Taphrinomycetes; Taphrinales; Protomycetaceae
Exons: 1
Coding region: 229-1302 (357 amino acids)
Source: RefSeq, a predicted model, not a curated record
AAGUGAGAUGAUCUGUCUUGUCAGGCAAUGGGCGGCAAUGGAGGAAGUCUUACCUGAACCUUUGCUCUGAUUAGCUCUUCGCCUUCGCCUGCCAUCGUCGAGGUAUCUUCUUGAUCUUGCGCCGUUCAGAGAGAGGCGACGGUCAUGCCAGACGCGCUUCUGCUCUUGUGAUGGUUCGUCGCGUUUGUCGUUUUGGUCGCCACAAGAAAUUCGAAAGAAAGUGCAACCAUGACCAUGACCAGGACAAGCUCGAAACUACUUUGUUGUGCGCUUGGUCUGGUGAUGAAGCGCUCUUUGCUGAGUCGAGCUAGCUACACUGCUCAUAUAGCUACCAGAGUUACAAAUACCUAUGCUUGUCGAUUAUGUGCUGGGGCCACGAGGCGCCUCGAUUCUCCGAGACUGCUUGCCACCCAUGCCCCGCUGAACGGCUGGUCGCACUACUCUGCACAGCCAGAGCACCACGAGCCGUCUGGGUCCUCGCCAUUCAGACCUGCUCUGGGUAGUUUCACGAGCAACUCGAGACCCGGACACGAACCAAAUGCCGGGAAACCCUCCGAGCAGGACAAUCUAGCCAAUUUUGGCAAGACACUCGAGACCAUUACAGCACACUUGCCGGCUCUCCUACAAGAAGGUCAUCUCCCGACUGAGAUUCUAUCGCCCAAUAUUGCGCUUGAACUAUUGCCUGCCACAAUGCGAUCCAUCGGUCCCAUACCAUUGCCGGUGGCACUACAAGUCCCAUUCCCAGAAAUUCGCGGCUUGUCUGCCUACAUGACUGCUUCGCGGAUCGGCUGCUGGUGUGUCAAUUUGCUCUUCGGUCCAUCUACAACUCAAGCAAACUUUUCGCUGUCUGGCACUUCGUCAGUGGACAACGCGCCGCUCUCUCUUGCAAUAGAGACACAGCAGCUUCUUGGUUCGUAUGAGUCACUCUCCGACGCUGCUGUAGACCGCAAUUCGAGCGCAAGUCAAAUUAAGUUCGAGCGUCUUGCACCCACCAAACAGAAACUUAUUAUUCGCUUCCGCCUCGUUGCGAAUGAUACCUCUCGCCCAUUGGCCUCUCGACAAACCACCUUGACAACUGGCCUUUUCCACUUUCACUUUGAUGAACACGGCAAAAUCUCUCGACAUGUGCUGGAAGUCCUCGAACAGCGACAUAGUCGUGCGCGAUAUCUAGCACGAUCAUGGAGUAAGCUGUGGUGGGCUGCAGCCGUACGCGCUGCAAAAAGGACGGCAUCAGGCAAAAAGGAGCCCGCAUUGGGCUGGGCGUGUGCUGAUCACAAUAAGCGAGAUCAAAGUCAGAAGUGACGAGAGUUCUGCACAGGUCGGUUUCUUCACAUCAAUUAUACUGUAGGUGCGAAACAAGCUGUCAUGAUGCUCAAAAUGCUGCUCAAGCUCACGUGAUAUCGCUCACGUCUCAGCAAUAG